Saprolegnia parasitica CBS 223.65 is the source of this 3093-nucleotide messenger RNA. RefSeq lists its product as hypothetical. The coding region runs from base 1 to 3093 and encodes 1030 amino acids. Gene Ontology annotation, molecular function: protein binding. The transcript is spliced from 3 exons. The record is from RefSeq and is a predicted model, not a curated record. NCBI's taxonomy places the organism in Eukaryota, Oomycota, Saprolegniomycetes, Saprolegniales, Saprolegniaceae.
AUGUCGCGAUACAUGGGCGGCGUGUACGACAUGGACGCGCUCCUCGGGUCCGGCGGGCCCGACCUCGAGAACUUCAGCCUCCAGUUCGACGUGCCGGGCGGCGACGCCGACGACGUCGAGCGGCUCAGCGACGACCUCGAGUACGACGAGCAAGAGAUCGAGCGCAACACGAUCCACAUCCCGGAAGACGACCUCAACGACCUCGACGACAGCGACAACGACGACGUCAAUCGGUCGCCGAUGUCGGAGCGCUUCUCGGGCAUGAGCGACGACAUCUUCAACGACAGCGACAGCGACAUCUUUGGCAACGACGACCGCGACGACCAUGACGACGACGACGGAGCAAGCCAUGGCGACGACCUCUACGACGAGGCGCGCGACUCGUUCGACUCGGUCACGCUUGACUCGGUCAUGAGCGACCUCAACUUUGAGUUUGGCUCGCUCACCGACACGCCGGCGAUCGAGGUCGAAAACUACUUUGAGAACCCGGACGACGAGUACGAACUGCCAGUGUCGAGUGGCGACCCGCUCUCGAUGCGCCGCGUCUCGAUCGACCACAGCGCCGCGACGCUGUCGCAAGCCACUGGCGCCAUGUACAAACUCAUUUGGGAAGAGGGCCUCCUUGGUCUUCGGCUCAAGAUGACAUCGCUCUUCCUCCCCGCCGUGACCAAGCUCACGGGCAAGAGCUCAAUGCUCGGCAUCCACCUCGUCGAGAUUGGCGACUACCUCGUGCGCAUUGGCGACCAAGAGACGCACCGCAUGAACUUUCGGGAUGUCAUCGACCUCCUCAAGGUCGCGCAAAAGCCCGCUGCGCUUACGUUUCGGCGCGCGUCCGACUCGGCCGCGCCGCCCAUGGAGAAGGACCUUACGUCGAAAGGCACGGGCGCGUAUGCGUGGAAGAGUUCGAUUGCGCAGCGUAUUGCGGCGCGCCUCGAAGAGCUCCAGGCGGAAGAGAAGGCCAAGGAAAGCCAAGCGCCGUCGAUUGAUAUGGACAACAAGUACCCGGUGUUUUGGGAAGAAGGCCCGCUUGGCGUGAGUCUCGUCGCCAACAAGGACGUGCCGUACCCGCAGGUGACGCGCAUCACGGGCAAGAACCGGUCGGCGCAGGUCAAGGACAUUGUGCCCGGUCACUACCUCAUCUCGAUUGGCAACUACGACACGUCGUCUGGCACGUUCAACGCGGCCAUCAAGCAGCUCCACGAAGUUAUCAAGCCCGCGACCUUGUAUUUCGCACCUGACUUGCGCCAAGUCUCGCUGCGGCCCGAGAUUGGACAAGACGAGUACGAGCAAGGCUGGGAGAAGAAGCAGCCGCUGGGCUUCACGCUCAAGUGCGCUCCGUACGGCACGAUCGUUGCCGACGUCGGCGUUGCCAAAACGGCCAAGACCAAGCAAGGCAAGACGCCGUCGUCCCCGACCAGCGCGAGCAUGCGCGUCGGCGACCAGCUUGUGUGGGUGAACGACGACUGCGUCGAUGGCAUCGAGUUCCACGAAGUGCUCAAGACACUGCGCCAGGCCAAGCGGCCGCUCCAGCUGCGCUUUCGGCGAGAAAAGGCAGCGAUCGAGCUCAAGCUCCAAGCGUCCAAGAAGCAGCUGUCGCCACCGCCAACGACGGUGCCGCCGCCGCCGCCGUCCACGAGCAACGGGAACAAGAAGGACAAGCAUGACGGGAUUCCGUUCACGACCAAACUCUCGUCCGCGCUCAAGGACGCCGUCAAGAUGGGCAAGCCCAAGCCGGACGACGGCGGGAAGCGCCAUUCGAUCACGCCCGAGAAAAACACGUCGCGGGGCUUCUUUGGCAAGCAACAACAACAGCAGCAGCAACAACAAGCCUCGAACCCGACUGGCACGUCCGAGCGCUCGAAGCGCUCGAGUUUGCACUCGCCCCGGCAAAAGCAAUCCGCUUCGGCGACGACACCCGACAAACACCACCGGACGGUGCACCAAUUGCUCGACUCGCCGGCGCCGAUUUCGUCACCGCCCCCGCUGGCAUCGCCACCACUGUCGUCGCCACCGCCGCCGUCGUCGUCGGUGCUGAAUGGCCCGAUUUCCUCGUCGACGGCCAUGUCGCUGGACAAGGCCCACGCUGCGAUUGUGGCUGCUGCUGCCGCCACCGCCGCCGCCGCGCUCGAGCUCAAAAAGAUGAACCUCGCUGCAAUUCGCAAGUCGGAAAUGGCCGACAUGGACGACAACAAACCACCGGCAUCCUCGUCCUCGGGCACGAUCUUGCACCCGCUGUCGGUGCAGCCGCAGUCGACGCACCGGUCGUCGCCGCCGAAAGAAGAGCCCACGACGGACGUCCCCGUGGCCAAGGUGGCGCGGUCGUCGUCGCACCCGCCCGAGUCCUCCAGUAAAGGCGGCAUCUCGUUCGAGUACGAGAUUACGUGGAGCGCGGGCCAAGAGCUCGGUGUGACGCUCAAGCCGCACCCCGAGUCGCGCCGUGCCGUCGUCUCGCGCGUCACUGGCAACAACGACAACACCAAGCGCAUGGCGCUCGGCGACAUCCUUCUCGGCGCCAAUGGAAUUCCGUUUACGCCGCAGCAGAAGCUCAAUGACACGCUAUCGAUGCUCGCAACGAUGCCCAAGCCGGUCGUGCUCCGCUUUCUCCGACCGGCCAAACCCGUGUACCCCACGAGCUCGCGCAGUGCGAGCCACACGCCGGCGCGCCAAGAGUAUGCGCUCGAGUGGCCCGACAAGUGCCGCCUCGGGCUCCUCUUCUCGGCGCACCCAAUGACGAACGCGCCGUUCGUCUCGCGCAUGGAGUACCAGAACGCCGACGACGUCGUGUGCCCACCGCACCUCAAGCAAGUGCAUCUCGGCGACAUCCUCGUGCACCUUGGCGACACGGACCUCCGCGGCCUCCCGUUUGACCAGUGCAUCCAAGCCCUCACGGUGGUGACGCGCCCCGUGACGAUGCGGUUCCGGAGGGGCGACCUCAUUCCGCAAGCGCCCGUGCCCAAGUCGACGCCGCACCGAAAGAAUUCGAAUAAAAGCAGCUCGAGCCACAGUAGUAGUAGUAGCAGCACCAGUACGAGCCAGCACCACCACCACCACCACCACGCGACGCCGCCCUCGCCGUCGAGCCAGCACCAUUGA